AUAAUUCUCAGUGACAGGUGAUCCGUCAGACAGAGAUGAGUUCCCUGCAGGAAGGAGACCUCACUCUGCGGGGGACCAGAGCCCCCAGCCGGCUGCAGGCUGCACGCGGCACCGAGGAGUCAGCACAGGGAGCCGAGAAACCCUUCCAGCAGGUGAUAGAUGUCAGCACAGGAGAUCCCCACAGGGCAGGGAUGAAGCCUGUCUCGUUUGUACGGCAGGUCUUGGCAGCGUGUGUCUACCCCAAGCUCCUGGAUGAAAAAAGCCUUCCCCUGGAUGCCAGGCAGAGGGCAAAUACGCUUCUGGGGAUCUGCAGUGGAAGGAGCGUGGGCUCAUACUGUGCAACAGCCUAUGGCAUACCAUAUGUCUGUAAAAGUGUUACUGAGUUUAUCAUGAGGCGAGACGGUGGAGUGAGUUCAAACCCAGAAGACAUCGUCAUCUCCUCUGGUUCUACGAAGACAUUGUUGAUGGUUCUGCACCUGAUGGCCAAUGGGGAAGGGGAGACUCGCACAGGUGUGUUGACCCCGAUGCCCUGCCCACACACACUGCCCACACUGCUGAACAUGACUGGAUUGACUUUGGUGCCUUACCAGCUGUUGGAGGACCGAGGCUGGGCUGUAGAUCUGGACGAACUGCACCGGGCUCUGAGAACCACUAGGGGACACUGUUCUCCCAGAGCAAUUUACAUCAGCAAUCCAGGAAACCCCACAGGUCAUGUGCAAGACAGGAAAUCAAUAGAGGAAGUUAUUCGUUUUGCUGCAACCAAGGGCCUCGUCCUGUUGGCUGAUGAGAUGUACCAGGACAGUGUGUAUGGACAAGGGAAAGAGUCUCUUUCCUAUAAGAGAGUCCUGUUUGAGAUGGGCAAAGAGUACUCAAAGAAAGUGGAGCUGGUCUCCUUCCACUCAUUAUCCAGCGCCUGCAUGGGAGAGUGUGGUCUAAGGGGAGCGUAUAUGGAGGCAGUUAACCUGGACCCAGCUGUGAUGAAAUAUUUAAGAGAUGCGCAGGCCCCUUCCAGCCCUCCAGUUUUACCACAGCUCGCUCUGGAGGUCAUGGUCAAUCCACCCACCCCCGGAGAUCCUUCCUAUAAAACAUAUUCACAG
Molecule: messenger RNA, 1097 nt
Organism: Notothenia coriiceps (black rockcod)
Lineage: Eukaryota; Metazoa; Chordata; Actinopteri; Perciformes; Nototheniidae
Product: alanine aminotransferase 2-like
Exons: 8
Biological process (GO): biosynthetic process
Molecular function (GO): transaminase activity; pyridoxal phosphate binding
Source: RefSeq, a predicted model, not a curated record